Anolis carolinensis (green anole) is the source of this 3790-nucleotide messenger RNA. It is a transcript of the gene tcaim, whose product is annotated as T cell activation inhibitor, mitochondrial. Lineage: Eukaryota; Metazoa; Chordata; Lepidosauria; Squamata; Anolidae. Bases 189 to 1676 code for a protein of 495 amino acids. The transcript has 11 exons. Gene Ontology annotation, cellular component: mitochondrion. The record is from RefSeq and is a predicted model, not a curated record.
CGUGCUCUCCAGGCAGUGACGUCACGCCGCCGGCCCCGCCCACCGCGAUCCUCCUUCGCCGCCUCAGGUGCUUCUCGCGGCCGAGUCAGUGAGGGAGUGAGAGAGUCUGCCCUUCGGUGUUGUGUCUUCCUCGGGGAGUGAUGCAAGAAGGCGGGGAAGGUAAUUUGGAAUAAAGAUUAAGUGGUGAAAUGUUUUGUCAUUGGGAGGCAGUGAAGAGGCUGUGUUUCAAGAAAUUGCAGCAGGUUGUCCAAACGAGAGCUUUAUCCGGGGCUGAUGCUAUCAAUGCUCUGAGACCAUUCUAUUUUGCAGUGCAUCCAGAUUUUUUUGGCCAGCAUCCCAGAGAAAGGGAAAUCAAUGAAAAUUCUUUGAAAAGAUUAAAUGGGUAUUUGGAGAAUCUCCAGAAACCUGGUUUCAGGUCUUUUAAGCCAAUUCAGCUCACUUUUUAUGUACGAGAGAGAGAACAAAACCUUUCAAAUGUCCAAGAAUCAUUUAGUAGUUCAGGGUUUCGAGCAGUCAGUUUCACUCUUCGCACCAGAGACUUACUAAGCACAGUGCUAGACAUCCUGAAUUCCUGCAGCUUAUCUACUGAACACUUACAAAGCUUGAGCAACAGUGUGAAUACUUCGUCUAACCCGGGAACACAAAAACCAUUUCCAAGGCCAAUUAAAUGGGACAAGACCUAUUAUUCUUUUACUGGAUUCAAAGAUCCUGAGGAAGAACUGGAGCAGGCCCAGAGGAUGGAAACUACUCUGAGUUCCUGGUUAGAUAAUAAUGAAAAAAGUGCAGAAAAGAAGUUAAAGGAUAGCUUACCACUCAGGGAAGAACUGGACCGCUUGAAAGAUGAACUCUGUUGUCAGCUACAGCUCUCUGAUAUUAGAUGGCAGAGAAGUUGGGGUAUUGCUCAUCGGUGUAGUCAGCUACACAGUUUAAGUCGUUUAGCUCAACAGAGCCCAGAAGCACCAAGGAAUGCAAAAGGACGCACAGUAAUAUUUACAGAUCGCUCUGGUAUGAGUGCAACAGGCCAUGUUAUGCUGGGAACUAUGGAUGUUCACCAUCACUGGACCAAAAUUUUUGAAAGGCUGCCAAGUUACUCUGAACUUCAAAAAAAAGUGCUGCUUCUGGAGGACCAUAUAAGCCAUCUUUUAGGAGGCAUACAAAUAACAUACGUUGAAGAGCUGCAGCCAACGCUCACCCUGGAAGAGUAUUACUCCAUCCUUGAUAGUUUUUAUAACCGAGCGCGUAACAGUAGGCUUCCAUUUCACCCUCGUAGUUUGCGUGGAUUGCUAAUUAUUUUAGAAAGUGACAGGUAUGCACCGAGUCUGCAUGAAUUAGGCCAUUUCAUCAUCCCGACAUCCUGCGAUUUCAGUGCCCUUCUGUGGUUUAUCAUCACCAAUGCACAGCAAGCAAGAGAGAAGCUGGAAAAAAAGGAAGAGUUAAUGAAGCUAGAAAAGCAGCUGGUAGAGGCUGCUGUGGAUAAAUUCUGCCUCCAACGACUAUAUAAGGAGCCUAGUGUUUCCAGUGUGCAGAUGAUCCAUUCAUGCAAAAGACUGCUGGAAGAAGAUUUACUGCCAUACCUGCAAGGCAUGCACCUCUGCAUAUCCCACUUCUAUUCAGUUCUGCAAGACGGAGACCUCUGUAUCCCUUGGAACUGGAAGAGUGGGCGGCACACCCAGUGAACCGACAAGUCGUUUGUUUUGUGUAAGAGAAAAUGGAACUUUCCUUAGAAUUUAAUGAAAUUUCCAAGAUGCUAAUUUUCAUGCCAGUAUUACAGGUAAACAAGAUAUCUGCAUGAGUUUUAGUGGCUGUUAAUAAAGCUACAAACAAGUGUCUUUUAAAGAUAACCUCAGCAAGUCUAAAUGGUUUCUGUAUGUAUCUGCAUCAGGAUAUAAGUGAAAGGGCCAAUUAGAGAACAAAUUAUCCAAAACAUGAAUAGAAUAGAAAGAGCACAGAAAUACGUAAAUUUUAUACAUUUUUAAAAUAAUUAAUUAGAUAUAGACUAGUGAGCUACCUAAACAGGGUGGAUUGUAAUAUAUAAGGAAAUGUGUUUGAAGCAUUCUUCAAAUUGAAGCUAAUCUGUGGCACAGAGAAUGUUGCAAUGUAAAAGCAAGAGAGAGAAUAUCUCUAAAGCUAUAUUUUGUGUGACAUGUUUUAUUUACAAAUUUGUAUAUAAAAUGUAUUCUAAUGAAAGACAAUAUUUAUUUUUCAAGUUUGCUGUACAGCUCACUUGAGUAGAUUUUAUAAAUGAUUAUUGAAAACUGUUAACCACUAGACCUUGCACUUUCUACAUUUUUUCAGAUAGACAAAAAAUAUCAGACUAAAUUAUGUUUUCUUCAUACAGUUUGUGAAUGUUCCUUUUUUAAACUAAGGAGCUGUUGUGCAAUUUUUUACAGGUUUCUUGCUAGAUGCACUCAAUCCUACACAAAGUGUGGCAAGGAGAGCUAGGGAAAUAUGUCCUGUGCUCCAUACCUCAGGUCCUUUAGAUAUGAAUGGCCCUGCUCUUUGCUUACAAAAUCCCCAUGUACGUAAGUCCCGGGGGAUGGCAAGCUUACAAUUGAUCCAAGACUAAAUAGUGGCCUAGCUUUAGGUGUGCUCCACUUUAUGUCCACAUGGAAACAUGUAUGUGUUAUUGGAUGGUAUGGGAAAGUCUUAAAUAUGUAGCACCCCAUCUUCUUAUGGAGAUUACAGUCUUUCUGUCAGCUGUACAUGUGGAGGAGUAUUCGAGGGAGGAACCAAAUUGGACUGAAGUUACCAUUUUAUGUGACAUCGUUUGAAUUCUUAAAAUGAACAUCUUGUGUUUAUAUUCACAUCAUCUACAGCAGUGGUUCCCAGCCUUUGGUCUUCCAGGUGUUUUGGACUUCAACUCCCACAAUUCCUAACAGUUGGUAAGAUGGCUGAGAUUUUUGGGAGUUUUAAGUCCAAAACACCUGGAGGACAAAGGUUUGGGAACCACUGAGCUACAGGAAGACAGCUUAUUUAAGGGCAGGUGACCUGUGACUCUGUAGAUGUUCACAUUCCCAUCAGCCUUUUUAAUAAAGCCAGAAAUCAAGGAUGAUGUGAAUUAUAAGCCUGAAACUCCUGGAGGGUCAUAGUUAGCCACCCUGAUUAAGAUGCACAGAGACGUUCCACAUUAUCACACCAAGCCUUUAAAGCUGGCAGCCCCGCAUUUCUGCUGCCUGCAUAAUUCUGGGAAAUGUAGUGUAAUUCUUAGCCACAGAGGUCCUCAUCUUCCCAAACUACAUUUCCCAGAAUUCUGCAAGCAGUAGAAAUGUGGGGCUGCCCGCUUUAAAGUUCUAGUAUGAUAACAUUGGUUAUCUCAUAUGAUUUCACUAACACAAGGUGUAAACUGAAAACUUGUUUGAUAAGAAAGUAUGACAAGCUUGCUUUCAACCAUGAAUCGGUAUACCUAAUCAAAAGCAGAGAUGUAUUGGUGUACUUUAUUUGAUGUAUAAACACGAUCAGGCUACAUUGCCUUGAAUGUUGGCAAGAUUUGUAGCUCUUACCUUAUUGAAAUGUAUGUGUACUUUGUGUUUCAAAUGUAUGACUAGCUUGGUGAAAUUUCUGAUACUGGAAAAGGAAGAAAUGGUUGUACUACAAAUGCUUGAGCACCUUUGAAUCCAGUGGAAACUGAAAGCACAGUGAUUCCUUCAGACUAAUCCCUAAACACGGAGGUAUCUAUUUUGUUGCUGGAUAUCAGUAAUCUGAAAAUUCAGUUGUCCUAUGUCAGUAUUUUGAAGUAUUUCUGAUGAGAUGUCAUUGCUGUUUUUUAAGAAAUAAAGUAGUGUUUUCAACA